Molecule: messenger RNA, 1171 nt
Organism: Leptonychotes weddellii (Weddell seal)
Lineage: Eukaryota; Metazoa; Chordata; Mammalia; Carnivora; Phocidae
Source: RefSeq, a predicted model, not a curated record
AUGGGGUUGGAGAUCCAGGCGGACAACCUGAUGGACAAACUGGAAAAACCCUUAUUGCAUCAUCUUCCUGACUCCUUGGUGUCCAACAUGAACGGAGGGAUCACCCGCAAGUCUAGAACAUUUCCUCAGAAAUGGGAUUUGGGGAUUUUUACUGCCAGUAUUUUCGUGGGCACUUCUUGCCUGCCUCCGGGCAGGACCAUUGUGGCCUCUCUGAAAAAUGUUUUGGUUACUACCCCCAAUCUUCAGAGUAACCAAAAAUGUGUGAGCCAUGAUGGAGAUUUCCUCUUCACAGAUCAGUGGAGAUUUGACUUUCUGCUGCAUAACAGGAAGUACACUCAACCUGGUGCAUCACCGUUUGUUUGUUUUUCUUGUUGUGCCCCAGGUGAGCUUUCGGUGGAGGAGGCGCAGGACCCUUUCCUGGUUAGCAUCCACAUCAUUGCAGACCCGGGGGAAUCCCAACCCCUGCAGGAGGCCAUCGACAAGGUCUUGGCUUGGAUCCACCCAGACCUGCAGCUGUUCCGGGUCUCGGAAAGGCGGGCAUCCCGGCGGCGGCGGAAGCCCUGGAAGGUGGCGCAGCCGGCGCUGGCCGUGGUUCUUUUCCUUCAGGAGGAGUACGGUGAGGAGCAGAUCCUGCAGCUGCACCGCACGCUGCAGCGGGCGCCCUGGCGCCACCACCACACGGAGCGCGUGCCUGGCAGGUUCCUGCCCUACCUGCCCUGCAGCCAGGACUUCUUCACGCUGGCCCCCGGGACCCCGCUGUGGGCCAUCCGGCCCGUGCACUACGGCAAGGAAAUCGUGCGCUUCACCAUCUACUGUCGCCACGACAACUACGCCGACAUCCUCAAGUUCUACGAGCUGAUCCUCCGGCGCAGCCCCAGCCAGAGGAAGACGGACUUCUGCAUCUUCCCCAUCUUCUCCAAUCUGGAUGUGGACAUCCAGUUCUCCCUGAAAAGGCUGCCCUGUGACCAGACCCCCGUCCCCACCGAUUCCUCGGUGCUGGAGUUCCGGGUCAAGGACAUCGGUGAGCUCGUGCCUCUCUUGCCCAACCCCUGCAGCCCCAUCAGUGAGGGCCGAUGGCAGACGGAGGACCUCGACGGGAACAAGAUCCUCCUGCAGGUAGCCAAAUGGGAAAACGGAGAUGCCUGAGCCAGAUGUUUAAAAAAAACUGAAG